Molecule: messenger RNA, 390 nt
Organism: Mesorhabditis belari
Lineage: Eukaryota; Metazoa; Nematoda; Chromadorea; Rhabditida; Rhabditidae
Source: the annotation of a GenBank genome assembly
AUGAAGGCUUCUAUUCUGAUAGUCGCAGCCACCAAAGCUUCAACAAGCAAAAAAGAAGCGACGCUCACUGGAACGUACAAAUACUUUUUUUGGUACGGAGGCGGUGGUGAUCGACGUUAUCGCACUACAUCGACACCAGUCACCCCUCAGCGAAUGGAUGUUGGCGACUUCGAUUGGCGGACAACCGGAGCCGUAAACCCGAUCUGUGAUCAAGGGCAAUGCGGUGCCUGCUGGUCGUUUGCUGCCGUGGCCGCCAUCGAGACCACGUCAAACUACGUGAAUGGACGCCUAAACACGGAGCGUAGAUCGUACUCAGAACAGGUGAGCGGUCACUUUUUCAACGAUUCACUCUGUCGCAUCGCAGUGGCUACUGGAUUGCAGUACGCGGAA